AUGUCAGUCAGCAGGUACAUCGCCGAUGGGUACUCUUAUCGCGUCGCCACGGAACGGUCGCCGAACGCACGCAACAUUUCCAUAAAGCGGGGUCUUGAGACAGUUGGCUUCCUUUCCAUUCUCGAAACCUACACUAUCUCGUCGUCCACUUCUCGUCGUGCACGCCGCUGCCUUCGCCUCAUGCCCGUUGGAAGCCCUCUCUUCUACAUUGUGCCCUCCGGAGAGUUGACCUCCUGUGGUUGA
Molecule: messenger RNA, 243 nt
Organism: Dichomitus squalens LYAD-421 SS1
Lineage: Eukaryota; Fungi; Basidiomycota; Agaricomycetes; Polyporales; Polyporaceae
Exons: 2
Coding region: 1-243 (80 amino acids)
Source: RefSeq, a predicted model, not a curated record